Molecule: messenger RNA, 828 nt
Organism: Perkinsus marinus ATCC 50983
Lineage: Eukaryota; Perkinsozoa; Perkinsida; Perkinsidae
Product: cysteine desulfurylase, putative
Exons: 9
Coding region: 1-828 (275 amino acids)
Biological process (GO): iron-sulfur cluster assembly
Cellular component (GO): mitochondrion; cytosol
Molecular function (GO): cysteine desulfurase activity
Source: RefSeq, a predicted model, not a curated record
AUGCAUGCCUGUUUCGAUAAUGGUGCUACGACUGUUAUGGAUCCCCGAGUACUUGAUGCCAUGCUGCCUUACUUCUCCAACAUGUACGGCAACCCUCACAGCCGAAGUCAUGCCUACGGUUGGGAGGCUGAUGACGCCUGUGAGCAUGCUCGAGAACAAGUGGCCAACUUGAUAGGGGCCAACUCCAAGGAGAUCAUAUUUACUAGUGGCGUUACCGAGUCUAACAAUCUCGCCUUGAAGGGUGUUACCAACUACGCCAAGACGAAGACUGGCAAGAAGGGCGUUAUCACCACUCAGAUUGAGCAUAAGUGUCUGAUUGACCUCCAACAGCUUGAGGAUGCUAUCAGGCCUGGCGAGACUGUCCUAGUUAGUAAGCCCUUGAAGAAGAUCGGCGAGAUCCGCAGGAAGCACGGUGUCUACUUCCAUACGGACUGCGCCCAAGCUGUCGGCAAGAUCCCAUUGGACGUUAAUGACAUGAACAUUGAUCUGAUGAGUAUCUUUGGUCAUAAGGUCUAUGGUCCUAAGGGAGUCGGUGCUCUCUAUGUGGAGAUGGACAGAGAUAAGGAGCAUGUGUCGAGGUUGACUCGGAAGCUCUUGGAUGGUAUUAGAGGCCAUCUGCCUAAGAUCAGCCUCAAUGGAAGCGAGUCUGAAAGUGCAAGUCUAGAGCCCAGCUACGUCCUCCGAGCCAUCGGCGUCGGUGAUGACUUGGCCCAUACUAGCCUUAGAUUCGGUAUUGGCCGUUUCACUCCUGAUGAAGAAGCCGACAAUGCUAUAGCGAAGGUCAUCGAACAGGUUCGUCUUAUCUUCCGUGUCAGGCAAUUCCUCUGA